Messenger RNA from Prorocentrum cordatum, 636 nucleotides. NCBI's taxonomy places the organism in Eukaryota, Dinophyceae, Prorocentrales, Prorocentraceae. The record is from the annotation of a GenBank genome assembly.
CCGACACGCACAAGGCCGCCGGCUCGGGCGGGCGCCGGCGCAGGCCGGGCGGCAGGGCGGCGCUGGCGCGGGCCGAGGCUGGCGGCGGGCCGCCAGAAGCGCGGAGCGCCGCCGCGCUCCUCGAGGAGGCUAGAGGAGAGCACGACGGUCGGCGUGACCUUGGUAGCUUCAUAAAGAGAGCUGACCAUCUGACCCACGACGACGUGCCGGUGGCGUGCGAGGUGGUGCGAGGGCAGGUGGUACGACUGUCCAUCGACCAGGCCGGCUGCUUCUUGAUUCAGUCCUUGCUUGAGCGGGCACAGAUACCGAUGCAGAAGCAGCUGGUCGCUGAGAUGCACGGCCACGUCGUCGAGCUGCUCGAGUCGCAGCAUGGCAACCACGUGCUGCAGAAGGCGAUCGAGACCCUGCCUCCGACGGCGGUGCUCUUCGUGCUGCGGGAGCUGUGCGAGCGCCGGCCGCUGCGAGGGCGCGUUGCCCGCAGGGGCCGCCGCCGGGGUCCUUGUUCAGUGCGAUGUUCGGCGACGAGGACUCCUGACGCGCGGCAGGCCCGGCGUCGGGCCGCCGUCGGCGGGCCCCCGGGGCCGCGGCCCGCGGCGGGCCCGCGGAGCAAAGGCAGGGAGAGAGGGCGACGGCGAC